Pieris brassicae (large cabbage white) is the source of this 1126-nucleotide messenger RNA. Its product is annotated as hyphally-regulated protein-like. Lineage: Eukaryota; Metazoa; Arthropoda; Insecta; Lepidoptera; Pieridae. The record is from RefSeq and is a predicted model, not a curated record. The transcript has 4 exons.
GGUUACGGUCUCGAACGAAUACUAAGGUCCUAAGGCCAAAAUGAUUCCUAAUUUCGUGCUCUUCGUUUUAAGCAUAGCAGAGAUGCAUGCUUAUGCUGCUCCUCAAGGUGCACCAAUUCCUCAGAAUUAUUAUAAUCCACCACCAGACGUACCUCCAACUUCAUACCCCCCUUCAGCAGCACCAGCUGACGCACCAUUGGCAUACCAAGGGUAUCCACCCAACUUCUACCCCGGGAAUACACCUCGAACUCCCCCGUUCUACUCUGGCUUCAAAAAUCUCAACUACCCCGUUCAUCCGAUUCCUAACAAUCCCGCCCCAAUAGUCCCCUUAUCUCAACCAGUACAACCUGUUCCAGUUCAAGUACCUAUAACACAAAGUGUUCCAAUAGCAAGCCCACUUCCACUCUUACCUCAGCCCACUGUACCAAAUGUUCUAAUACCAAAAAAUACAGCUCAGACAACAACCUACACUAGCAAUGCGUCCAGACGCAUUCUUAAACGCAGAGCGCCUAUAAAUGGAUCUAACAGUUAUAGUUACAUCUACAUAUCUGGCUAUGGCUCCGCUUCAGCUAGUGGAAACAAGUUAGGAACAAACACUGGGGGAAAUACAGGAGGAACUAGCUCUGGCUCUGGUUCAGGAUCACGCCCUGAGCGCUCAUGCUCAGGCUCAGGAUCAUGCACAGGCUCAGGAUCAUGCUUAGGCGCAGGAUCUUGCUCAGGCGUAGACUCAGGCAAAGGGCCACGAUCAUGCUCAGGCCCAGGAUCAUGCUCAGGCUCAGGAUCAGGUUUAGGCUCAGGAUCAUGCUUAGGCACAGCAUCAUGCUCAGGCAUAGAUGCAGGCAAAGGCCCAGGAUCAUGCUCAGGCCCAGGAUCAUGCUCAGGCGCAGGAUCAAGCUCAGGCUCAGCAUCAUGCUCAGGCUCAGCAUCAUGCUCAGGCGCAGGAUCAGGCUCAGGCGCAGAAUCAUGCUCAGGAUCAGAAUCAUGCUCAGGCGCAGGAUCAGGCUCAGUUAAAGGAUCAUGCUCAGUCGCAGGAUCUUGCUCAGGAUCAGGCUAAGGCUCAUUCUCAGGAACCAGCACAAGAGGAACUAGCUUUGCAUUAGAUAGACUAAAUUUUACCCAACAAUAA